This is a messenger RNA of Drosophila rhopaloa, 2380 nucleotides long. RefSeq lists its product as uncharacterized. Bases 316 to 2052 code for a protein of 578 amino acids. Gene Ontology annotation, molecular function: protein binding. Lineage: Eukaryota; Metazoa; Arthropoda; Insecta; Diptera; Drosophilidae. The transcript is spliced from 3 exons. The record is from RefSeq and is a predicted model, not a curated record.
UGGGUCCAAAAAUCCAGCUUUGGUAUUGCCAUUGGCUGUGACUUUGGCUGCAUUGCCGCGAGGCGUUCCAUUUUUAUUUUAAACCACUGACCACCGACCGGAUAACAAAGAAAGUGAGAUCAAGUCUGCGAGAUCGUGGCGAAAGAAAAGAAGCUUCGCAUGUGUGUGCGUGUUUAAUUCGAAAGAAACUUUUUUGCUUUUGGCCGCGGAACUGACAAAUGUCAAAUACCAAUAGACCGUCGUGGAAUUAAGACGCGCCAUACGACAGACGCCAAACGGAUUUCGACACCUGCUUUUGGCCCCGCAGACAAAAAAAUGACGCAAAGUGCCAUCAGAUUAGCCCCACUUUUGGAGGCUCUAAUUCUAUUUGUUUUCCUAUUCAAUCGAGUGCAGUGCGAUGAGAACGGUCAGAGGCAGGCGCGAAUAAUGCAGUUUUUGAGUGAGCCCCAGCCACAUUUCAACCACAAUCGACCACCACCAGGUCCUGGAUUAUUACCCCGGCUACGAUCGCGAUCCGAUAACCUACCUCUCCUCUCGGGAAGUCCCAACAAAUUCCUGAGAUCUCCGCAACCCGCCACAGUUCAACAUAUCAUGCGACGCGAGCAACUCGGCGGCAACUAUCCGGCCAACGAUCAGCUGAGGAGAUAUCACUUCGACCAGAAUCAGCCCGGAAGAUUUGCCCACGUGAAGGACGCUGCUGUCCUGGAUGUGGGAAAGAACCAAUUCCCACCCCAAUACUUCUCCGAGCAGUACAUCCAAAACUUUAAGUCCUCGCCCCGUUUCAAUGGCAAUGUUAUAAUGAAGGACCAGAAACCAGCCUACGCUCCAAUCCAACAGCAUGCGAUUCCCGUUCAGGCCUCUCAGUAUCUGCAUUAUCCCAAGGUCUUUGGACAGCAGGGCGCUAGUUUUAGUGUGGUUCCCUCGCAGCAAACUGCCCUCCAAAAUAAUCAAUUCCCGCAGGAUCUGAAUAGCUACUCGGUUUACGAGGAGUCUGAGAAUCAGCCAAAGCAAGGGAUCAAUAUUAAUCAAGGGGUAAACUAUCGCCAGGCAGUGCCACCCGCAAAGGAGUCGAAAGAGGCGCAAGACUACUUGCAGUUCAUGAGCACCAAUGAGUACUUCCUGCCCAAGAGAGAUCCCGACUUCAAGAAGAUGGAUGCCGAGCGUGAUCAGCAAAAGCAGCUGAACCAGUACCCACAGCAAUAUAAUCAGCUGAAUCAGCAGCAGCAGCUACAGCAGCAGCAACCGCAGCAACACCAGCAACUGCAGCAUCAGCAGCAACCGCAGCAACACCAGCAGCAACCGCAGCAACAUCAGCCACAGAAGCAGCAUUUUCCCUACAAGACCGGUGGCCUAGACAACUCGGUCUCCUCCAGUUACAAUGAACCCAUACAAGUCUCCGAUUUGUUCUACCAGCAAGAUCCCGCCCCUGCAAACUCAGCUGUUGUUCGCGGCAGCUACCAGGCUGGUCAGGAUGUCUUUGUGGUGAAGUCCGAUGGCAACAAGGCGGUCAAGCAUGUGGUCUCCACUCCCAUGUCGGUCCAAACAUCCACCCAAACCCCGCCAAAGACCCACCAUCUUGCCAAGAGCCACAAGAGCUUUACGCCAGAGCCCCUGCGAUUCGAGUUCACCGAACAGGAUGCCAUUAGGGGGUCCAUGAAGUACACCCAAUCCCCAUCCACGCAGGCGAAUCAGUACUACUAUGAAACGGUGGCCCAAACAGCCCACGAGCCUGCCAAGGCUCCUGGCCCAAUCCUCCAGCUCAGCAAGCCCAUCAAGGAGUACAGCGACGAUCCAGAGGACAGUGCCGAUACCGAAACUGGAAAACAGGAGGAGGAUCCGAAGGUGCCAACCGGGACAAGUCCUGCAACUCCGGAUAAUCCAAAGGACACGGAAAGUUACUGUGAGAAAGUCUGCGCCAAUGUGUAUGAUGAGAACGAUGAAAUAAUUUGUGGAUCCGAUGGGUACAUGUACACCGGAGAAACUCAACUACAGUGUUAUUCGACCUGUCUUAAUAUAAGUGUGACGAUUAAAAGUAAAGGAUCGUGCUCAUAAAAUAAAUUUAAAAAUAAAAAAUUAUUUAUUCUAAUUUAAUUUAUUCUAAUGAUUACAAUGUUUGCAGCCCAUUGAGUUAGUCUAUAAUUAUGCAAGGUUUCUGAUACUUGCAGUGGUAAUAUGUAGGGUUUUGUAAAAAGUGAUUUCGAUUUUACGACAUAAAAAACUAUCGUGCACUUUUAGCUUUCCUAUUUAAUUAACAAUUAAAGAGUGAUUUAAAUAAAAUCAUUUUUAAACUAUUAGUGCAUGAGUAUAGAAAUUCCAUAUAUAUACUAUAUUCUCAAAAAACAUUCAGAGAAAUAAGAAAUAGUUAACAAAAUAAAAACUU